Danaus plexippus (monarch butterfly) is the source of this 9324-nucleotide messenger RNA. RefSeq names its product neurogenic locus Notch protein (gene N). Gene Ontology annotation, biological process: multicellular organism development; regulation of developmental process; establishment or maintenance of epithelial cell apical/basal polarity. The transcript is spliced from 34 exons. Lineage: Eukaryota; Metazoa; Arthropoda; Insecta; Lepidoptera; Nymphalidae. Gene Ontology annotation, molecular function: calcium ion binding; protein binding. The coding region runs from base 248 to 7639 and encodes 2463 amino acids. Gene Ontology annotation, cellular component: plasma membrane; protein-containing complex. The record is from RefSeq and is a predicted model, not a curated record.
ACAAAGCCGUCAGAUGCGAGCAGGACGCGGCUGCGCAUGUUUCAAACGGGCUGUUCGUUGUUUUUGAACGUGUUUUACCGCUAAAAUGAUCAAUACUGAGGUUUUUUCAACGUAACAACAGUUCAAAACAAAAUGAAGUGUCAGUUCUUACUCUUAGUUCCGUGAAGUGUUUAUAUUUUGGUGUUAAAACGACAUAGAAGGAGUAAAACCAAUGUGUGUGAUCCAUGUGUGAAUAUUGUGCUACAAGAUGUGGUCAAGAAACUUUAUACCGGAUUAUGGGAUUAAAUUGCUAUCAUUCGGCCUGCUGCUAACAACGCUGUCCGCUGAAAUCCAUAGUGUCGAAGGUUUCGUCUCCUGUUCACCGUCCCCGUGUAAAAAUGGUGGGACCUGUCUUUCAACUUCGCGCGGAGAGUAUUUCUGCAAUUGCACGUCUCGUUACGCCGGCGAGUUCUGCCAGCAUCUGAACCCUUGCCACAGUGAAUCGAGUCCUCGCUGUCAGAAUGGGGGUUCAUGCAGGGUGCGACCGGGCGUCGGAGGCGCUCCGCCCUCGUUCGCAUGUGAUUGUCCAUUGGGAUUCAGUGCAUCAUUGUGCGAGAUACGAGUGCCGGCCGCUUGUGACUCCGCGCCGUGUCUGAACGGUGCGACCUGCCGACUGACGUCAUUGUUCACUUAUGAAUGCGACUGCCCUCCAGGUUAUACAGGUGAGGAAUGCUCCCACGAAGACCACUGCGCGUCCCAGCCUUGCAGGAAUGGCGGAAGAUGCGUGGCCGAUAACACAACUGCUGCAGGUUACUCCUGCGCUUGCCCACCAGGCUUCACUGGCUCCAGGUGUACCGAAGACGUCUUCGAAUGCUCCAGUGGUUCCGGACCCUGUCAUCACGGGAGAUGCUUCAAUACCCUGGGAUCGUACACCUGUGUUUGCGAGCCAGGAUACACAGGCAGAGACUGUGAUACAGAAUAUGUGCCCUGUGAACCGUCUCCCUGUCUGCAUGGAGGCAGAUGCACGCAAAUGGAUCAGUUGCGUUACGAAUGCGAUUGUCCUGCCGGUUACCGGGGUCAGAACUGCGAGAUCGACAUCGAUGACUGUCCGGGACAUCUGUGUCAGAACGGCGCCACUUGUGUGGACGGCCUCAACUCCUACACCUGCGAGUGUCCGCCGACGUUCAGCGGCAACUUCUGCGAAACUGAUGUAGAUGAAUGCGCCUUGAGACCUCUAGUAUGUCAGAACGGAGCAACAUGUACGAAUUCCGUCGGAGGAUUUUCCUGCAUAUGUGUGAAUGGCUGGACUGGUCCAGAGUGUUCUGUCAAUAUCGAUGACUGUGCUGGAGCGGCAUGCUUCAACGGCGCCACAUGCAUAGACCGUGUUGGAGCCUUCUACUGCAAGUGUACUCCAGGGAAAACUGGUCUUCUUUGUCACCUGGAUGAUGCUUGCACGUCCAACCCCUGCCACGCAGAUGCCAUCUGCGACACGAGCCCCAUUAACGGUUCCUAUACGUGUUCCUGUGCAUCUGGAUAUAAGGGUUUGGAUUGCUCGGAGGACAUCGAUGAGUGUGAACAGGGGUCUCCUUGUGAACACGAUGGCAUCUGUGUGAACACGCCGGGCUCUUUCGCGUGCAACUGUUCGGUGGGUUUCACUGGACCUCGUUGUGAGACCAAUGUCAACGAGUGUGAGAGCCACCCUUGUAGGAACGACGGCUCCUGUCUCGACGAUCCCGGCACCUUUAGAUGUGUCUGUAUGCCUGGUUUCACGGGAACACAGUGCGAGGUGGAGAUAGACGAGUGUGCUAACAACCCAUGUCUCAACGGCGGAGUCUGUCACGAUAUGAUAAACGCCUUCAGAUGUACCUGUGUUAUAGGCUUCACAGGUGCCCGUUGCCAAGUGAACAUCGACGACUGCGCUUCGAGCCCGUGUCGGAACGGCGGCACCUGCCACGAUUCGAUCGCGGGUUACACUUGCGAAUGUCCCCCGGGUUACACGGGAAUGUCGUGUGAAACAAACAUUAAUGACUGUCUGUCGGCGCCGUGUCAUCGCGGCGAAUGUAUAGAUGGGGACAACAGCUUCACGUGCAACUGCCACCCCGGGUACACGGGCCGCGUGUGCCAAACCCAGAUAAACGAGUGCGAGUCCAAUCCGUGCCAGUUUGGAGGUCACUGUGAAGACCUCAUCGAUGGGUAUCAGUGCCGCUGUAAGCCUGGAACCUCUGGACGCAACUGUGAGAUCAACGUCAACGAAUGCUACUCAAACCCUUGCAGGAAUGGGGCGACUUGCAUCGAUGGAAUCAACAGCAACAGUUACUUUGAGUACACUUGCGAAUGCAUCCCGGGCUUCACUGGCCAACAUUGUGAGACCAAUAUCAACGAAUGUCUGUCCAACCCUUGCGCCAAUGGUGGCAAAUGCAUCGACCGCAUCAACGGCUUCCGAUGCGAAUGCCCACGAGGAUAUUAUGACGCUAGGUGUCUAUCGGAUGUCAACGAAUGUGCUUCCAACCCUUGCAUCAACGGUGGGACUUGUGAAGACGGCGUCAACCAGUUCAUCUGUCAUUGUUUGCCAGGAUAUGGAGGUCAGCGAUGCGAGCGUGAUAUCGACGAGUGUAGCUCGAACCCUUGUCAGCACGGUGGAACGUGUCAUGAUAGACUGAAUGCUUACAAGUGUGACUGUGUGCUGGGAUUCACCGGUGUGAACUGCGAGACCAACAUCGACGAUUGUGCGGGCAACCCUUGCCUGCAUGGCGGGUCGUGCAUUGAUCUCGUGAACGGAUACCGCUGUGUCUGCGAGCCUCCACACUCAGGACGCAAUUGUGAAAACACCUUGGACCCCUGCCUGCCUAACCAAUGUCGUCACGGUGGCCGCUGCAUGGCGGAAGCGUCUUACGCGGAGUUCACUUGCCAGUGUCCCGUGGGUUGGACCGGAGCCCUGUGUGAGCGGGACGUGGACGAGUGUGCGGUCACGGCGCCCUGUCAUAACGAGGCCACCUGUCUUAACAAGGAAGGCUCCUACGCAUGUCUCUGCGCGAGAGGAUACGAAGGCAAAGACUGCGCAAUCAACACAGAUGAUUGUGCUUCAUUCCCAUGCCAGAACGGUGCGACUUGUUUGGACAGCAUAGGUGACUACAACUGUGUGUGUGCGAGCGGGUUCGCUGGAAAACACUGUGAGGUUGACAUAGAUGAGUGUCAGUCGCGACCCUGCAUGAACGGCGCUACUUGCAACCAGUACGUGGCCUCCUACACCUGCACUUGCCCAUUGGGUUUCUCCGGCAUCAACUGUCAGACUAACGACGAGGACUGCACCGAGUCUAGCUGCAUGAACGGUGGCACCUGCAUAGACGGCAUCAACUCCUACAACUGUUCCUGCCCGCCUGGGUACACUGGUUCGAACUGCCAGUUUCGUAUUAACAUGUGUGAUAGCUCACCCUGCGACAACGGCGCUACAUGUCACGAUCAUGUUACUUUCUACACCUGCCACUGUCCUUACGGAUACACCGGGAAGCAUUGCGAGGCUUUUGUGGAUUGGUGUGAGAACAACCCGUGCGAGAACGGUGCAACGUGCUCCCAGAAAGGCCCACAGUAUACAUGCACGUGUUCACCUGGCUGGUCGGGCAAGCUGUGUGAUGUCGAGAUGGUGUCUUGUAAAGACGCUAGUAUACGGAAAGGUGUGAAGUUAAAGCAGUUGUGUAACAACGGUUCUUGUGAGGAUAUAGGAAACUCCCAUCGCUGCCAUUGUCUCGAUGGUUACACGGGCUCCUACUGCCAGAAAGAAAUCAACGAGUGUGACUCCGCCCCCUGCCAGAAUGGAGCCGUUUGUAAAGACCUCGUCGGUACCUACCAGUGCCAAUGCGCUAAAGGUUUCCAAGGACAGAACUGUGAACUUAACGUCAACGACUGUCUGCCUAAUCCGUGUCAGAAUGGCGGAACAUGUCACGACCUCAUAAACAACUUCUCCUGUUCCUGUCCUUUCGGAACACUCGGCAAAAUAUGCGAAAUUAACGUCAACGACUGCAAACAAGAUGCUUGUCAUAAUAACGGCACUUGUAUGGAUAAGGUUGGCGGUUUCGAAUGCAAGUGUCCUGCUGGGUUCGUAGGUCCUAGAUGCGAAGGUGAUAUAAACGAAUGCUUAUCAAACCCGUGCUCAAACCCUGGCACUCAAGACUGUGUACAGCUCGUUAACGAUUAUCACUGUAACUGUAAACCGGGCUACAUGGGCAGGCAUUGCGACGCUAAGGUAAACUUCUGUGCUAAUUCACCAUGUCAAAACGGUGGUAUUUGCACGGCUAUUCAAGGUGGACAUGAGUGUUUGUGUGGCGAUGGAUUUUAUGGCAAAAACUGUGAAUAUUCGGGCUACGCGUGUGACUCGAAUCCUUGUCAGAACGGUGGCUACUGUCGAACAUCCGAAAUCGGUGACUAUGUUUGCGACUGUCCAUCCGGAUUAUCUGGUAUUAACUGUGAAAUCGAUUCUAUGAAUGAAUGUCUGAGUAGUCCGUGUAAACAUCCUGAAGCUCGCUGUAUUGAUAAACCUGGUGAUUUCCUCUGCUACUGCCCAAGACAAUGGACGGGUAAAAUCUGUGAAAUACACGAUCCCCACUCAAGGGGUGGUUAUGGAAGUCCCGUGUCGGGGGUGUAUGGCAAGAACCCUGCGUUAACUCUGCAAGAACUAGACUUAGCAUUCCAAAGGGAACAAUGUGUAAAAUUAGGAUGCAAAGAAAAACAGUCGGACCACCACUGUGACGAAGAAUGUAACACAUAUGCAUGUGACUUUGACGGAAAUGAUUGUUCUCUCGGUAUCAAUCCAUGGGCGAAUUGUACUGCUCCAAUUAAAUGUUGGGAAGUUUUUAUGAAUGGCGAAUGUAAUGAAGUAUGUAAUACACAGGCUUGUUUAUUUGACGGUCGAGACUGCGAGAAAUCCCUGCAGAGGUGUAAUCCUGUAUACGAUGCGUAUUGUCAAAAGCAUUAUGCCAAUGGUCAUUGUGACUACGGAUGCAAUAAUGCUGAGUGUAAUUGGGACGGUCUCGAUUGUGAAAAUGAGCCACCUGAUUUAGCUGAAGGUGUUAUGUCUGUCAUAUUACUUAUGGACAUGCUUACGUUCAAAGAAAAUUCCGUAGCCUUUUUACGUGAUCUGGGCCAUCAACUACGGACUACCAUACUAAUAAAAAGAGAUCACUUGGGCAAUGAAAUGGUAUAUCCCUGGAAGGGUUCGACAGACGUCGGUCUCCAAGAUACCGAAUUUGGAAAGAAACACCACAUAGUCUACACAGAGAGAGGUCAAUCUGGAGUUCAAGUUUAUUUGGAAAUUGAUAACCGAAAAUGUACUACAAUGUCUGGUUCCGAAUGUUUCUUCUCAGCUAGAGAAGCAGCUGAGUUCUUGGCAGCAACAGCGUCAAAACAUUCAUUAUCUCCAGACUUCCCCAUUUUCCAAGUAAAAGGUGUCAAUACUCCGGACAAUGAACCAUUACCAACAAACUCUAAAUACGUUUUUAUUGGUGUAAUUAUGAUUCUUUUACUGGGUCUUCUUAUUGGGGUACUUGUCACGGCUCAAAGAAAACGUGCCGCUGGUAUAACGUGGUUCCCAGAAGGAUUUAUUCGCAACAACUCCUCAACCCGACGUCGUUCUAGACGAAGAGGACCUGAUGGACAGGAAAUGAGAAAUUUGAACAAGGCUUCCAUAGGAUGUAUCGACGUUGACAUCAAUGGUGGUCACAUGGGUCCGCCACACUGGUCCGAUGAGGAUGACGAUGGCUCAGCUCCUCCCAGAGCCAAGAGAGCCCGAGGCCCUGGGGACACGAAUGGAGCACCAGGAGGCUACGCGUCGGACCAUACAGCGAUUACUGAUUAUGAAGAAGCUGGUCAUGAACCUAGAGUAUGGACGCAGCAACAUUUAGAUGCGGCGGAUAUUAGAGUGCCGCCUAGUAUGAUGACACCACCUGCUAUCCACGACGGUCAUGUAGACGUGAACGCCCGCGGUCCACUUGGUAUGACGCCUCUCAUGGUGGCGGCCAUACGAGGUGGAGGUUUGGAUACUGGCUCGGACGUGGAAGACGAACAGACUGCUCAUAUCAUAUCGGAGCUGGUAGCACAAGGAGCUCAGCUUAAUGCUGCUAUGGACAAGACUGGAGAAACUAGCUUACACUUGGCUGCAAGAUACGCUCGCGCGGACGCUGCCAAACGUCUACUAGACGCAGGUGCUGAUGCAAACUCUCAAGACAACACCGGACGGACGCCGCUGCAUUCCGCUGUGGCUGCGGAUGCCAUGGGCGUGUUCCAGAUCCUGUUGAGGAACAGGGCCACCAACCUGAACGCGAGGAUGCAUGAUGGCACCACUCCAUUAAUAUUGGCUGCCAGGCUGGCCAUCGAAGGUAUGGUUGAAGACCUGAUCAACGCGGAUGCGGACAUCAACGCUGCCGACAACAGUGGUAAGACAGCGCUUCACUGGGCCGCUGCUGUCAAUAACGUGGAUGCAGUCAACGUGCUGUUAGUCCACGGAGCUAACAGAGACGCUCAAGAUGACAAGGACGAGACACCUCUUUUCCUGGGUGCACGCGAGGGUUCGUACGGCGCGUGCAAGGCGUUGCUGGAUGCGAUGGCCAACCGCGAGAUCACUGACCACAUGGACCGUCUCCCGCGGGACGUCGCCCAGGAACGGAUGCACGACGACAUAGUCAGACUCCUCGACGAACACUGCCCGCGACCGCCUCAGCAUCACCACCUGAUGGGCACUGACUUCCCCUCUUCCACAGCGUCUCCGAACCCACAUCCUCAGCUCAUCAGCCAACCCACAGUCAUCGCAGGGAAGGGAAAGAAAAAGCCAAGAGCGAAGCCCGGCCCGGACAGCCCUCAGGAGCAAUACGACUCCACCAUGCAACCCUCGCAGAUACGACGGAAACCAAGCGUAAAAAAGAAUAACAAGAAAGUGGCCCAGGAGGUGCCGCAGAGCGUCGAGAGUUUGGGAUUCAGUCUGAGUCCCGUGGAAUCACCACUGCAAAAUUUACAGGACCUGCCGUCUCCGUACGACGCGACGUCUUUAUACUCCAACGCGAUGGCUCAGUUCCCGCCCGUGGAGCAGCUCGUCCACAAACAGCCGCCCAGCUACGAUGACUGCGUCAAGGUAUAUACACAUACGGGUCAGUCUCUUCAGUACGGGGGCGCAGGCUUGGGGGCCUCCUUGUCACCGCCCUACUCCAACCACUCACCAACACACAGCAAUCAAACGACGUCUCCGCACGCUUACAUAGGUUCCCCGUCCCCCGGCAAGUCCCGGCCGUCUCUGCCGACGUCGCCGGCUCACAUGGCGGCGCUGCGUCAUCACCACCUCGACGCAAACGCAUACUCCGCUCUUGCGCAUCUGAGUGCGAACGGCCAACACAACGCGCAGCUGCAGGCGGUGAUGACGCACGCAGCGGCUCUCGGACACGUGCAGGGAGCGCAGCACCCGGCCAUCACCAACAUCAUGUCCGGUUUGUACGGCAGCUGGGGUAUGGGUGACACGUUCCCGACCCCGUCCCCGGAGUCCCCCGACCACUGGUCCACGCCGUCCCCCCAGACCCCGCUCACGCAGUCCCCCCACUCCGACUGGUCGGACCGCGCCGCCCUCUCCCCCAACGACAUACAACAGACAAACAAAGGCGCGACCGACGCCUUCUAUAUAUAAACGACGAGCGCACUCCUCACUCAUGACGCGGAUAGGAAAUGAAAUUGUUGAAUUAUCGAACGCAAAUGUUUGUAAUUAAAAUAUUAGUAUAGACUGACGCUGCGUGACGGCGGACAGCUUGCAGCUUACAGCUAACUGAGCUUAUGAUGGACGUGCGUCGAUAGCUGAAUAGUUCGCGAGGAGAACUCGAGGUGCUAGUGCCGUGGAGAGCCGUGGAUAGACUGAUUUGUAUAGCCAUGACUUAUUUUAGAGAAAAUUUAUAUGACAUACCCAUGACACAAGUCGCUUGGUUUAUGCUGCGAGAUAUUCAUUAUAGUUUCUAUAGCACCGCCAUGACAUGCCGCGUGACCAGCCCUCACCCGCGCCCUUGUUAUUGUUAAAUCCUCUUUUAUUGUUUAAAACGUGUUUUAAAAAUAUUUAAAAAUGGGAAUUAUGUAUCCACUUAUGAGAUUGUUUUGCGUUCUGACGUGAAAGGAAAUUAUUUAUGUGUGAUUCUUUAGCACGUGAUCCCUGUACUUUAGUGUAUGUAGAUUUUUAUAUAAGUUACGUCUAGUUUAAGGUGAACGAGAUUGACGCUUGUAGUCUUUGAGUUUUCAUUUGAUAUUUUGUUUAUUUUUUUUUCUUUUAUUUCUGGUACACGUCAAUCUCCGUUCAGUGAUUUCAUACUUAGUUAUUUCCGCUUAUCAUUCCGAACGCUUCCAAGUUCACUGGUGACUUAUUUUAUAGUUUUUACCGAAAUCUAUUUUUUUAUCGUCACCACGAAUAUUCCAAAAGUACGCAACGUACGGUAAGAUCUCAUCAUUCCAUUGUUUGCUUUAAAGUGUUCUUUUUAAUCUGUGGACCAACAUGCUCAAUUUUGUCAAAUUCAUCAUUAUCUAUGUAUUUGUAUUAUAUUAUCGUUAAGGGAAUAUUUUGUUAGCUAAGUUUUUAAAACUGCUGCAGACGUGAACUUCGCCUACAUUAUUGUAAAUAUUAUAUUUUAACGAUUAUUUAAAUAUAAAAACUCGAAUCGUAAAAUGAUCUUCGUAGUUUUAUAUAGUUUUAGUUUAUAUUUUGUGUCAUUGUUAUGUGCCAAUGAGCCAAGUUCUUUAUAAAAAAAAAUAAUAACUUUUUUAAAUUCGAUGAAAAAACGGGCCCGGAUUUUUGUUUAAGGCUCUCUAAAACAAUUCUGAACCUUUCUCUAGAUCUACUAUGUAUUACUAGUAUAAUUAAGUAGUGUACGUCAUCGAAACGCGUGCUUCCUUAAAAUGCAUUCUUUUAAUUAAAUGAAUUGUAAUUAAUAAUAACAAAUGAAUGUUAGACAUUGCAUUGUAAAGUACAAAAUUGAAGUUCGACUAAGUGUUGCCAUUUUAUUGAAAUAAAUUAUUAAAGGAAUUUAUUAUUAAUAUUAAUGUCAUAUGUAAGAUUUUAAUGGCGAAAAUAUGGAAACGUACAAAUCUUGGCACAUUGUUAGAAAGGCGUUAUGCAUGUAAAUUGAGGCACAAAUUUGUCAAUUACGUUGUGCCUUCAAAUAUGUAUUAAGUAUUGUAAAACUAUUAUGGAUAGUAUAAGUUAUACAAGUAAGCGUGUAAAUACAUUUUUAUUAUUAUUUUUAUGAAAUGCAUUUCACUGUAAGAUUUUAAAAUUUGAGGAGAAUAAUUUUUAAAUAUUUUCCCCUAACUGACAAUAAAGGAAUAAACUUAUAA